This is a messenger RNA of Colletotrichum scovillei, 3404 nucleotides long. RefSeq lists its product as uncharacterized. Lineage: Eukaryota; Fungi; Ascomycota; Sordariomycetes; Glomerellales; Glomerellaceae. Bases 828 to 2762 code for a protein of 644 amino acids. The record is from RefSeq and is a predicted model, not a curated record. The transcript has 3 exons.
CUGCCGCCCCCCCUCGUCUACCGUCUAUGGUCUACCUCACUGCGUACCAGGCCUGCCUUACAAUAUUACCUGUCUGUAGUGUACCACCCGCGGAACACUGAGGUGGACUGGACUGGACCUUAAGGUACCGCACCUUACCUUAGCUUAGCAGACCCGACCCGACCUUACUGUACCCGUGUCCACCUACCUACUACCUCCUGGCUCCUGCUCCUGCUCCUCCUCCAUGCCCAGGUCCCUAUCCAAGAAAUCAUCCACUCUCACUACCUUGCACUUCUUCCCUCCUUCUCUCUUCCUCAGUCUGCCCCGUAUCCAUUAGUCGCUAUUCUCCUCGUGAAUAUCAUCCGACAAGACGCACUCUAAUUCUUCCCAGUCUCUCCCUUUUUCACUCCUUCUCUCCCCCCUCCCCCCCUUCCUCCUGUCUGUCACCUGCUUUCCUCCUCACCCACACUCAACCCUCUUCAAGAGACAGAGUGAGAGAGCGCGAGAGACCACCAUCGACCUCGACCGGUAGGGCUCCAAUUCUACGCGUGCCAUUCGCAAUUUCGGCCCAGAGGUUUCCUGAUUCUCCUCCUCCGCCCUACUUCCCUCUCCAUUCCUCUCUCCCUCUCCCACUUGCUGUCUACAGUCGCUGGUCUCGCUCUCCCUCGAGCAAACUUCCACCCCCCCAGUCAGGCUUCGCACAUUUCUCCAAGCCUCUUAUCGGCUGCUUGCCUCGACAGACAGACAACCUCGCCUUCCGUCGUCGACCUUGCUGAGCUGUCGCCUUAUCGUCGACCUUUCCAUCGCUGGCAACGCGCCUCACCGAAGCAACAUCCUCGGUCGUCACCAUGUCAUCGAUUUUGGCCUGGGCCUCGCGCCGCGUCGGCGGCUUGGCCAUGCUGGGCUUGUUGGGCCUGAGUUACUGGGUUAUCUCAAAGGAAUCAGCUGCUUCUGCACACAACUAUUUGCACGAGGAUAGCCUUAGCUCUUCGACUUCGACCACCAAGGGCGCUGGCAUUUGGACCGAAAUCUACGCCUACUACUGCUUGUUUAUCCACAUCCUCGUCUUCGCUUUUCCUCUCCGAUGCUGCUGGGCUGUCUUUGACAUGACCCGCCAGCUGAAGAAGAUUGCUCGCAACAGGACUCUCAGAGACUACAGACUCUCCCACCGUCGCCGUGGUUCCUCAACCUCCUUGUCCAGCUCGGAGACCCUUACGUCCUCCCACGGUGGUUCUGCGUCUAGCAGCGAAGCUGGCGACAUGGAGCCCGAACUCUACACCGACGGUGAUGCUGAACCCGAUCGCGUCAUCCACGCUAUUAUUGUCCCCAACUACAAGGAGGAGAUGGAUACCCUGAAGGAGACUCUCGAGGUGCUGGCUUCGCACCCUCAAGCUCGCAGCUGCUACGAUGUCUACUUGGGAAUGGAACAACGCGAGCCCAACGUCGAGCUCAAGGCCAUGACCCUCAUUCAGGAGUUCGUCAAGAAGUUCCGCAGCAUCGAUUACACCAUUCAUCCGUCCGACAUCCCAGGCGAAUCUGCUGGCAAGGGAAGCAACGUGGCAUGGGCUGCCCGCAAAUUGAGCCAAAAAUAUUCAAUGACUACCCGCAAGGAUGUGAUCAUUACGGGUCUUGACGCCGACAGCCAUCUCUCAUCCAACUUCUUCGCUUUGCUGACUACCAUGCACCUGGCCUAUCCCGAAACAGCAAAGACCACCAUGUACGCGGCUCCAAUCAUCUUCGACCGCAACGCCCACAGUGUUCCCGCCAUUGUCCGUGUUGCCGACAUCCUUUGGGGUGCUGGUGGUAUGUCGGGACUGUACUCCGGAUCUACGAUUGCGCCUCCCACCUCCGUCUACUCCGUGCCCUUGGAACUUGUUGACCGCGUCGGCGGCUGGGACUGCGACAACGAGGCCAUCGGAGAAGAUUUGCAUAUGUACCUCAAGUGCUUCUUCGCUCUCAACGGCAACUUGACCGUCAGGACCGUCGUCAGCCCCGUCAGUCAGAGCAACGUCUGCGGCGAUGGCUCCAAGGGUCUCCGCGGUAUCUACUCGGACAUGCAGGCUCGUUACAAGCAGGCAAUGAGACAUAUGUGGGGUGCUCUCGAUUCCGGAUAUGCGCUCCGAAAGGUUGUCGAACUCUGGCAGGAAAGGAAGCACACCUCCCGCGCUUUCCGUCCGCUUCACAACUCCAUGGGCGACGCCUCCGACGUCUACGUCCCCGAGACGCAGCUGGACCAACAGGAUCCCGAACAGCCCAGAGAGAGCGGUGUUUUCUCCGACGUCACCCACGAUACACUGCAGUCUCCUAACUGGGAACGCAUCGUCUACCUGUUCCACCGUCUCUUCGAGGCGCACUUCCUUCCCCUUCAGAUGACCAUCUUCGUAAUUUCAUCCACUCUGUACGUGUGGGUCACGGAGGGCAAUAAGGAAGUCGCUCACCUCAGCUGGAUCUUCGACGUUUGCAACAUUCUGCGUACUUUUGGCUUCAUGGAAAUUGCGCUCUACCUCUUCUUGUAUGAGAGCUUCCACCGCAUCUGCGUCAAGUCCCGCCAACGUGAGAUGACCGAGGCUGGUCUGUCUGAGGGCAUGAACUUCUCUUACCGCAACGUCAAGAAGAACUUCAUUGACUACGCAAUGGUUCCGCUCGUUGCCCCUCUCUAUGGUGCCAUUCCUUGCGCCCAGGCACAGCUGUGCCAUUUCUGGACGCUAGACUUGGUCUACUCCGUCAGCAAAAAGGUUACCCGGCAAAGAGCGAAAUCCCUCACGGCAGCCGAAAUCGCGUAACGACAAUCAUUUUCUUCUGUGUUAACUUUUAUCUACUCUUCGACAGGACCUCGCCCUCCCCGCGGAGGCGUCGAUGGCUCACAUUAUUUUUUCUUCAAUUCGACGCACAGCCCAAUUCCAGGAAGACCCACCAAGCGGCGGUUUUUAACUCGAUUACGUGUUUGAAGAAGUUGGGGCUCCCAAGAGCCUCACGUGUAAAUAGAUGAGGGCAUUCUUGAUAUGCAUGGCAUGGCAUGGUAUCGGCAUUCUAGAGAUUUCGGGGAUUCAUGGGGCCUCAAACCGGAGUUCUCGGAGCAAUACGCAGGAACUUGACGAGCGAGAGAGCCGUCCAAGUGCAUUCGCUUAUACGGAAGACGAAGUGGAAACGAUGGGGUCGGACAUAUCCAGGCCAGCAUGACGAGGCUCACCCACCAGCGGCAGGAAGAUGCCGGGAUGGUGACGAAAGAUGACUGCAUCCGCUGGGGACGGGACAAGCCCAGCAGGAACAGCUGACAAUGGGCUCCAAAAGAGCAAGACGGGAGGCCGACACGACAGAAUCCCGGAGCCCAUUAAUUUGGACGAGUCCUAUAAUAUUUAAUCUUGUGUGUACAUAGAACGAUUCAUGAUCAUGGCAAUUGACGCUAAGACGUGGAUUGGACGGCG